CCCUCCCGCCCGCCGCUCCUUCCUGGUUGCGGGCGGCGGGGCGCGGCUGCGGGCGCACCCCCCGCGCAGGUACCGGGGCAGCCCCGGCUUCCAGGGGAGCGCUGGGGUCGGGAAGGAGCACGGGAACCAGCCACAGGCGCCGGCAGCCAGCGGGGGCAGCUCCCGGCUCUCCUGCGGAGGAGGCGCGGCUGUGCGGCGGCGGAGGGACCAGGCGCGCUCCUGAGCGCGGAGCGGAGCGGAGGUUUCCCCCUCUCCUGCUCCAUCCCUGCCUCUCCCUCACCUGACCGCCGCUCCCGGCGCUGCUCUCUCUCACCUUGGCUGCCCCCGCCCGCUGCAUGCAGCCCCCGGAGCGCCGCAGCCCAGGAGGAUACGCCGGAAUUUAAAGUUUGGUGAUCCAUCAUGGGGAACCAUGCAGGAAAGCGAGAGCAUAGCACUGAGAAGUCAACCAAGAAUGCUGAAACCAAGGUGGGGGAAGCAGCUAAGGAGAGCCCAAAAGCAGCCAGACUACCCCAGCAGUCAUCAGAGGACAAUGAAGUAUUUGGAGAGGCAGAUGUGAACCAGAACAAUGGGAGCUCCACGAAGAGCCCAGCGGUGACAGACCCCAAAGGCACAGCGGAGCCGAAGAAUGCCUGGCCCGCGGCCAGCCCAGCUGACAGCGCGGGUCGCCCCCACUUGAUCCGCCUCUUUUCCCGAGAUGCCCCAGGGAGAGAGGACAACACCUUCAAAGACCGGCCCUCCGAGUCGGACGAGCUACAGACCAUCCAGGAGGACAGUGCAGCAGCUUCAGAGAACUCGGAUUUGAUGGCUUCUCAAAAGCGCUCCUCUUUCCGGCACGGAUCCAAACUGGCAUCUGCGAGCACUAUAGACCAUGCCAGACACGGCUCCCCGCGGCACAGGGACUCGGGGCUGCUCGACUCGCUGGGCAGGUUCUUUGGCGGCGAAAGGCACGUUCCCCGGCGGGGCUCGGGCAAGUGGCCUACAUACCACCAUACCAAGGACAUACAUGCAGCCAGGGUCAGCCACCACGUUGGGUCCAUCCCCCCAAGAUCUCAGCAUGGCCGGCCCAUUGAUGACAACCCUGUAGUCCACUUCUUCAAGAACAUUGUCUCACCCCGUACACCUCCCCCAAUGCAAGCAAAGGGAAGAGGAUUAUCCCUCACCAGAUUUAGCUGGGGUGGUGAAACACACAAGCCAGGAUAUGGAAGUGGAAAAUUCUAUGAGCAUAAAUCUGCUCACAAGGGACACAAGGGAUCCUAUCAUGAGGGCCAGGGCACUCUUUCCAGAAUCUUUAAACUGGGAGGCUCUGGGUCCCGACCUGGAUCGCGGUCUGGUUCCCCCAUUGCUAGGCGCUGAAGCUCCAAGAUGAUACCCAAGGAUCAUGUACUCUGCUUCAUAAUAUAACUGCCUUAAAACUAGUAACAGCUGCCACAAUUACCUAGAUAGAUGCAAUCCAUUACUUAAUGCCAAGUAGGUUCUGCAUGCAGUAGAUGAUACAAACUUCUAUUGGCAAUCCCUGAGCAACAGUUGAAUGAAAGGAACACAAAAAGUAGCUUUGCUAGAUGUUUUCCUUAUUUUAUGUAAAGUAACAAGAUCUCUGACUUUACCCUUCUUCUUCAGGAUGCCCUAACUGUAUGCUGGACUCCUUUAUUUCUCCCAAACACCUAAUUUAAGCUCAACUCCUCUGGUUUCGUUUUAGUGAACAUCAGAAUUACAAAUAAAGAGCUAUAAUGUCUUGGA
Messenger RNA from Oenanthe melanoleuca, 1737 nucleotides. It is a transcript of the gene MBP, whose product is annotated as myelin basic protein. The record is from RefSeq and is a predicted model, not a curated record. NCBI's taxonomy places the organism in Eukaryota, Metazoa, Chordata, Aves, Passeriformes, Muscicapidae. Gene Ontology annotation, cellular component: neuronal cell body; compact myelin; cell periphery. The coding region runs from base 400 to 1353 and encodes 317 amino acids. The transcript has 10 exons. Gene Ontology annotation, biological process: myelination. Gene Ontology annotation, molecular function: structural constituent of myelin sheath.